AUGGUACAAAGAUGAUUAUAUUCAACAAAUGCAAAAGAUAUUGCAGUAUUAUAUUUUAUGUUAGCUAUUUUUAGUGGUAUGGCAGGAACAGCAAUGUCUUUAAUCAUUAGAUUAGAAUUAGCUGCACCUGGUUCACAAUAUUUACAUGGUAAUUCACAAUUAUUUAAUGGUGCGCCUCUCAGUGCGUAUAUUUCGUUGAUGCGUCUAGCAUUAGUAUUAUGAAUCAUCAAUAGAUACUUAAAACAUAUGACUAACUCAGUAGGGGCUAACUUUACGGGGACAAUAGCAUGUCAUAAAACACCUAUGAUUAGUGUAGGUGGAGUUAAGUGUUACAUGGUUAGGUUAACGAACUUCUUACAAGUCUUUAUCAGGAUUACAAUUUCCUCUUAUCAUUUGGAUAUAGUAAAACAAGUUUGAUUAUUUUACGUUGAGGUAAUCAGAUUAUGAUUCAUUGUUUUAGAUAGCACAGGCAGUGUGAAAAAGAUGAAGGACCUAAAUAACACAAAAGGAAAUACGAAAAGUGAGGGAUCAACUGAAAGAGGAAACUCUGGAGUUGACAGAGGUAUAGUAGUACCGAAUACUCAAAUAAAAAUGAGAUUUUUAAAUCAAGUUAGAUACUAUUCAGUAAAUAAUAAUUUAAAAAUAGGGAAGGAUACCAAUAUUGAGUUAUCAAAAGAUACAAGUACUUCGGACUUGUUAGAAUUUGAGAAAUUAGUAAUAGAUAAUAUAAAUGAGGAAAAUAUAAAUAAUAAUUUAUUAAGUAUUAUAAAAAACGUAGAUAUAUUAAUAUUAGCAUAUAAUAGAAUUAAGAGUAAACCUGGUAAUAUAACUCCAGGUACAACAUUAGAAACAUUAGAUGGUAUAAAUAUAAUAUAUUUAAAUAAAUUAUCAAAUGAAUUAGGAACAGGUAAAUUCAAAUUUAAACCCAUGAGAAUAGUUAAUAUUCCUAAACCUAAAGGUGGUAUAAGACCUUUAAGUGUAGGUAAUCCAAGAGAUAAAAUUGUACAAGAAGUUAUAAGAAUAAUUUUAGAUACAAUUUUUGAUAAAAAGAUAUCAACACAUUCACAUGGUUUUAGAAAGAAUAUAAGUUGUCAAACAGCAAUUUGAGAAGUUAGAAAUAUAUUUGGUGGAAGUAAUUGAUUUAUUGAAGUAGACUUAAAAAAAUGUUUUGAUACAAUUUCUCAUGAUUUAAUUAUUAAAGAAUUAAAAAGAUAUAUUUCAGAUAAAGGUUUUAUUGAUUUAGUAUAUAAAUUAUUAAGAGCUGGUUAUAUUGAUGAGAAAGGAACUUAUCAUAAACCUAUAUUAGGUUUACCUCAAGGAUCAUUAAUUAGUCCUAUCUUAUGUAAUAUUGUAAUAACAUUGGUAGAUAAUUGAUUAGAAGAUUAUAUUAAUUUAUAUAAUAAAGGUAAAGUUAAAAAACAACAUCCUACAUAUAAAAAAUUAUCAAGAAUAAUUGCAAAAGCUAAAAUAUUUUCGACAAGAUUAAAAUUACAUAAAGAAAGAGCUAAAGGCCCACUAUUUAUUUAUAAUGAUCCUAAUUUCAAGAGAAUAAAAUACGUUAGAUAUGCAGAUGAUAUUUUAAUUGGGGUAUUAGGUUCAAAAAAUGAUUGUAAAAUAAUCAAAAGAGAUUUAAACAAUUUUUUAAAUUCAUUAGGUUUAACUAUAAAUGAAGAAAAAACUUUAAUUACUUGUGCAACUGAACUACCAGCAAGAUUUUUAGGUUAUAAUAUUUCAAUUACACCUUUAAAAAGAAUACCUACAGUUACUAAACUAAUUAGAGGUAAACUUAUUAGAAGUAGAAAUACAACUAGACCUAUUAUUAAUGCACCAAUUAGAGAUAUUAUCAAUAAAUUAGCUACUAAUGGAUAUUGUAAGCAUAAUAAAAAUGGUAGAAUAGGAGUGCCUACAAGAGUAGGUAGAUGACUAUAUGAAGAACCUAGAACAAUUAUUAAUAAUUAUAAAGCGUUAGGUAGAGGUAUCUUAAAUUAUUAUAAAUUAGCUACUAAUUAUAAAAGAUUAAGAGAAAGAAUCUAUUACGUAUUAUAUUAUUCAUGUGUAUUAACUUUAGCUAGUAAAUAUAGAUUAAAAACAAUAAGUAAAACUAUUAAAAAAUUUGGUUAUAAUUUAAAUAUUAUUGAAAAUGAUAAAUUAAUUGCCAAUUUUCCAAGAAAUACUUUUGAUAAUAUCAAAAAAAUUGAAAAUCAUGGUAUAUUUAUAUAUAUAUCAGAAGCUAAAGUAACUGAUCCUUUUGAAUAUAUCGAUUCAAUUAAAUAUAUAUUACCUACAGCUAAAGCUAAUUUUAAUAAACCUUGUAGUAUUUGUAAUUCAACUAUUGAUGUAGAAAUACAUCAUGUUAAACAAUUACAUAGAGGUAUAUUAAAAGCACUUAAAGAUUAUAUUCUAGGUAGAAUAAUUACCAUAAACAGAAAACAAAUUCCAUUAUGUAAACAAUGUCAUAUUAAAACACAUAAAAAUAAAUUUAAAAAUAUAGGACCUGGUAUAUAA
Saccharomyces cerevisiae S288C is the source of this 2505-nucleotide messenger RNA. NCBI's taxonomy places the organism in Eukaryota, Fungi, Ascomycota, Saccharomycetes, Saccharomycetales, Saccharomycetaceae. The record is from the annotation of a RefSeq genome assembly.